Sardina pilchardus (European sardine) is the source of this 2623-nucleotide messenger RNA. Its product is annotated as protein lifeguard 3. The transcript is spliced from 12 exons. Gene Ontology annotation, cellular component: endoplasmic reticulum; Golgi apparatus. The record is from RefSeq and is a predicted model, not a curated record. Lineage: Eukaryota; Metazoa; Chordata; Actinopteri; Clupeiformes; Clupeidae. The coding region runs from base 112 to 1068 and encodes 318 amino acids. Gene Ontology annotation, biological process: negative regulation of apoptotic signaling pathway.
CCAUUCUUCGCACUGGAGAGCCACCACUUCAAGGGAAAGGAGUUUGUUUAGGUUCUGCAAUUUGUACAAAAACUGUUAGGAGAUAAGUUGCAGCGCGUAGGCUAUAACAUAAUGUGGAAAUCCGACUUACCACCCAGUUAUGAAGAAUCCAGAAAUCACCCGUACAGCCAUCAACAUGGCAUGUACCCUCAGCCUCCCGGAUAUGGGUACCCAGCCUACGGAGUUCCACCUCAGCCAGCAAUGCCCUAUCCCGGCCAGUCAGGCGCCCAGCCACACUCAGGAAUGAGGCAGGGGCCUGGCUUUCCAUCCAUUAUUCCCACAUUUCUGUCUUCGCCAAAUGCCAACAACAGUCCAAACAUGGGAGAGACCGACGGCUUUGCCUCGGCUGGCGUUUGGGAAAGUCGAUCAGUUCGUCAUGCAUUCAUACGGAAAGUCUACUUGAUUUUAGCAGCUCAGCUGAUUGUCACUGGCUCUAUCGUGGCAGUGUUUGUUUUUGUUCAUCCCGUUCGUCUGUUUGUGGUCCAAAAUCCAGGCGUGUAUUGGGCAUCAUUUGCUCUUUACCUUGUGACCUACCUGGUUCUGGUAUGCUGUGAGGGGCCUAGGAGACGCUUCCCAUGGAAUUUGGUCCUCCUCUCUGUUUUUACACUUGCCAUGGCUUACAUGACAGGGACAAUAUCAAGUUACUAUGACACCAAGGCAGUGUUUCUGGCUCUCAUAAUAACUGCUAUCGUGUGCGUCAUUGUCACCAUCUUCUGUUUUCAAACUAAGGUGGAUUUCACCUCUUGCACUGGGCUCUUCUUUGUCCUUGGCAUGGUUGUACUGGUCACAGGAAUCAUCACAGCUAUCGUGCUCUCAUUCCAAUAUGUACCUUGGCUUCACAUGCUCUAUGCAGCAAUUGGAGCCAUUGUCUACACACUGUUUUUGGCGUACCACACCCAGUUGCUCAUAGGAAACCGAUCUCAUGCAAUCAGCCCAGAAGAGUAUGUAUUUGGAGCGCUGUCGCUCUAUGUUGACGUUAUCCAGAUCUUUGUCUUUCUUUUACAACUCACUGGGUCCUCGUCAGAUUAGUCGGAUGACCCCAUCUCCAAGAAAGAGAGAAAAAAAAGUGUUUUAAAUUACCUCAUGAGUUGGUAGGUCACCUAUCUGAGCAAAAGUGUUUCUAGUAUAAAUAUAUAGCAUGUUGUAUUGGUAACCAUUGCACUUUAUAAUUUAUUGGCAUACUUAAUUAGCAAUAAAACCCAUUGUAACCAGUACUGUCACCUAUUACAUUGUAGCUACCGUAAUUUCCUGACUAUUAGCCACGGCUUAUACAUUGAGUUUGUAAAAUUUCUUCAGCUAUGAGGUUAAUACAGGGGGGCAGUUAAUAUGGUGUUAAUAUGGUUUUGUUUCAUUUAACUUGCAUAAAACACUGUCCUGCGGCUUAUACACAAUGCGGCUUAUAUGCGGGAAAUUACUGUAAAGUUCAGUUUUGAGUCCACUAUUGUUCUUUUGUCAAAUAUGAUAAGUUAUUUGUCAUUUUUACACUUCGCUCUUACUGAAAGACAAAAUAACGUUUUUGUAUUACUAUGGUAAUCUGAUAUAAACAAGAGGAUUGUGGAGUGAUUUUUACGAUUGCACAUUACGAUGUGGACAGUUAUUGCAGCCCCAGCUGUGUUGUGACUGGCUGGGGCACCUGCACCAUACGCCGGUGACCUGGGUUCGCGGCCCGUGGUCCUUUCUGGACUCCACCCCUGCUCUCACUCCUAUUCGCCUCCUGUCACUCUCCACUGUCACUAUGAUUAAAGGCAUAAAAAAGCCCAAAAAUACAGUUGUCGCUGAAAUUGAUGGUAUUCUCCCACAAAAAAAAAUUUGUUCAUUCCAUGUGUAAUGCAAAUUAGACUUCAAUUAUGACAGAAUAUUUUAAAUAAAACUAAUGAAAAUGGCACUGACAAAGAUGGUGGUAUCCUUCACAUAAUGUGUAUUGCACAACCUUUAGAAGCAAAGUAUCCAACAAAGCUUUUUGUAUCUGGUGUUCUUUUCUUUAUCUGGUGUUCUUUUUGUCUCUGUACAUAGAGCUGGUGUGACUGCCAAAAACCUUCAAUUUCGUCUCAUUAAUCCAAAGGCCAUUUCUACAGAAGGACUGACUUGACAAUAUGCAUUUUAUCCAGUUCCAAUCUGGCUAUUUUUUUCUUUUUUUUUUCUUUCAAUGGUGGAGUCAUCCAAGGAGCCCAUUGUUGUCCAAAAAGUGAACAAUGGUGUGACCAGAUACAGAUAUACCUUGACCUGGAGCUCUUUCAAUGGGCAGGCACUAUCUGUCUAUAAAGUCUUCCCUCUUGCAGCCACAUCCAGUGUGGUUGGCUAUUCUCAUGCGCACCUUAAACUUGUUAAUAAGUGCCACUGUAGUCACUCAAACAUAAAGCUGCUUGGAGAUGUUUUGAUAGCCUUUACACUUAUGCUCGUCUAUAAUUGUCAACCUUUUCCUUUGAUUUCCUUGUUCUAUGUUCAUUUAGAUGCACACAAUGUUGCUUUUCUCAAUUUAAAUAGGCCGAAUACCUGAAAACAAGAUCAAAUACAUCUGUAAUACUAAUUAAGAUAAAACUGUUUUAUAUAUAAUUGUAAUUCAGUCAUUUAUAUACCAACAAAU